AUGGCAUCAACUUUGACGCCGAUUGCCACGCCGGCGCUUCUAGCAUCGAUACGGAGUCGGCCGCAUGUACCAAAGCAUGCUUGGUACUUCGUUGCUGCCACGACAUUGGCUAUACUGAACCGACCAGAUGAAAUACCGCAGGUCUAUCAGCAUGUCAUGACACAUGGAGUCGGUCCUGAAGACAUCAAGCCGGACCCGGAUGAACAACGUGAGAUUUUAAGAAAGCUACGGGAGGCGCUCAUCAAAGCAUCCGCGGUUGGAGGUAUGCCCAAGACGAUCAAUUCAUUGAUGGAGCUCAAAAAGGUCACGCCUCAGCAUCUUCUGGAUGAGCCGCGAGAAUCUGACAGCCAUAUAACUUCUUCUCCAACCGCACGACAUGUGGACAUGUAUGAGACACCUCCAUCCGAGGUCCUGCAGCGAGGUCAUGACUUCUGGAACCUCAUAUACGGCAAGAUAUCAAAACGCAUCUUGAGUCAGAUGGACAGAUGCGGCACAGAGGACCUAGGCCUGACUGUCCGUCUGAUGUAUGGGCACAUUCUGAGCAAUACUAACGUGCUAUCGCCCGUGGAGACGUCGUACGUCCUCAUUGCUGGACUUAUACCACAGGAUGUGAACCCUCAACUCAAGGGACACCUCCGAGGCGCAAUCAAUGGCGGUGCUUCUGUCGAGGAGGUGAGGGCCGUCAGAGGUAUCGUCAUGGACAUUUGCGAAGCUUCGGGCAUGAGGCGGCUUAGUGACGAUGGCUCGGGUGGGCUGGGAUGGCGAUCCGAGGUGGCCACUGUGUGA
Molecule: messenger RNA, 786 nt
Organism: Colletotrichum higginsianum IMI 349063
Lineage: Eukaryota; Fungi; Ascomycota; Sordariomycetes; Glomerellales; Glomerellaceae
Product: Carboxymuconolactone decarboxylase
Exons: 2
Coding region: 1-786 (261 amino acids)
Source: RefSeq, a predicted model, not a curated record